AGGUAGAUCACCGGACAAACACCGCUGUUAGAAGUCACAACGCGGGGGAAGAAGUGAGAAACAGUGAGAGGGAGAUUCACACAUACGAGGAGAGAAGCGGAGUGUAGCAGGAGAGUGUUGUGACUGUUCGGGCAACAGGAGCUUGUGGAAGCCAGGAAGAGGGCAGCCAAGCUUGAGGAGAUGCUGUGAGGAAGCGUGCCAAGUGAUGGAGCUUGAAGCAGCCAGCAGGCGGGCACAAUUAGUCAGAAUGGAUGACCAGGACAGAGUAAGCCAAGCAUCCAGUGUGGCCACCAUUUCCUACUUCCCUGUCAAAACGGAAAGUGAUGGAAAGGUGCAAGCAUUUGGGAAAAGAUGUCAGGCUGCAAAGAGAGACCCCAACUGUCCUGUGGUCAUCAGAGGAUGGCUCAACAAAAAAGAUAGCUCUGGUUUGAAACUGUGGAAGAGAAGAUGGUUUGUCCUCUCCAACUACUGUUUGUUUUACUAUAAAGACAGUAGAGAAGAAUCUGUGCUGGGCAGCAUCCCACUCCCCAGCUAUAAAAUCCUGUUCUGCACACCACGAGAAUGCAAGAACAGAAAGUUCACCUUCAAGGUGGUGCACCAGGGAAUGCGCUCUUAUUUCUUCAGUGCUGACACUCAGGAGGAUAUGUUGGGUUGGGUCCGAGCCCUCAGUCAGUCUGCUGCAAUGGAGCCAGACAGCUCCAUGAACAGGCGUUGCUCGAGUUAUCAGGAUUUCACACAGCUAGGUGGCAGCAGUGAAUCGGUGGACUUCCCUAAAUCCCCCUCUGAUGGAGAGGGUCCCUCUCAAAAACCUAGGCAUGUCAGCAGAACUCUGAGUGAACCGAAUCAGCUCACUGGUGGGAGAAUGGGAAUGUCACACACAGAGCAUAGAGGGAGGAGGACUGUGCGUCAGAGGAACAGCAGCCCAUUGCCCCGAACACCCAGCCCCCCCGAUUUCAGCAGAAGAAGAGCUUGUGGUCCAAACCAGGAAGAAGAUUCUCUUCCCUACAUCUCUGGCCAAAACACAUCACCCACACAAUCAGACAUCAUGGGAACAGGUUCUUUGCCCUCGAGAGGGCAGCUGGGAUCACGACCUCACACACCAGUGGGAAGGGUUGACAUCCGACCCCAGGAUGACCCACUCAUGGUGCCACAGACCCUGAACUACACAUCUACGUCACCUAAACUCGAGUACAAAUCCACCCCUAAUACUCCAGUCUCAGAAAGGUGGCAAAACAUAAGCAAGCCUAUACCUACAUAUGGUUCUGUCCAUCAUAUCCCGGGUGGACGAAGACCUUUAGGAAAGAGCUACUCUACGGGGGCACAUGCAGAAUUACUGCCCCCUUUGCCCCCGUCAUCGAGAGCUGCACAUGCUCCCCACCCCCCACACCACCACCAUCAUCAUCACCACCACCGCAGCCAUUUAUCUGUUUGUGUGCUACCGCCAGCUAUGGCCCCAAAGUCAGACCUGAGGGAAACCCCACCAAUCAGACCUCUUGAAAGUGAUGCAGAUGCUGUGUUGACAAGGUUGUGUGGGUGUGACAAGCUGCUACAGUCUCUGUCUGGAGAACUGGCCCAGCUACAAAUGGAUAAGGACAGUGUCCAGUGUGCAUUAGAGGUGUCCAGACUGCAGUUGGAGGAGUGGGGCAGCCAUGGGCCCCAGGCCCAGGAAGAGGCAUUGACCCAGAAGGCUUUGCUCCAAGAAGAGCUAGUCACGAUUCGGGCCAGAAUGUGUGACGUAUCGUUGGAAAUGGAGCGGGUUUGGAGUCAGUAUGAGAGAAUGGAGAGUGAACUGUCUGUUAUUCGUUCACACCUUCAGCACAUCUGUAACUUUGGAAUACCACAGGAGCAGUCUCAGGCCCAGAGAGAACUGUGGAUGAUGGAGGACAUCCUCGCUGGACUGAAGAUCAACAGGGAUCAAUUCCGCUUCCUGCUGGGACUACAGAGGCACCACAUGUUCCAGCCCACAUCCCCACAUCCUGGAUCUCCUGGCUCUCCAACAGAGAGGCUGCAUAGCGGACUGCCAAUGGAUGUAGAACAAGAGCCUCCAGUCCGUCCACCGUUACCCCAGGAGCUACAGGAAAGCAAGCAGAGCAGGGACCAGGGCCAUGGCUGGACAGAGUCACCAUAUGAGGGAAUCUACAGCCACUCUGCAGAUCCUGUACACAAAAGAGGGAACAACCAGCCUGACCUCCUUAAUGUGAAAGCACAGAAAGACACAUCCGAAUCCCAGUCUAGCUCAAAGUGGAUCACAACAGACCCAACAAACCAAUCAAGCAAGAAGAUGAAGAUGAGUGAAGAGGAGCAGAUUGAGAGGAUGAAGAGGAAUCAAGAGAGGAUGACAAACAGGAAGAAACCCCCCAUACCCUCUCCAGGUGCCCAAACCCAGAGUCAAAGUUCAGAGACACGAGAAGAGGCCCCCUUCCCUUUAAGGGUGACACGAGUUGUUACAGCUGUUCUACCAUCCUCUCUUGUGGCCAGACGGGUUUCUGUUGAGGAUCCCCCAGCUGAGCUUGACACUCCACUGCCUGAGCAGAUCCCACCUGAGAUGCAGCAGAGAUUGGCUGAGCAGAGUAAAAAAAUGUUAAACAAGCUGCCCAGGCGGUUGCUGCUAGAGAGCCCUGAUGAAAGCUGGUCCUCAGCAGAGAUGCACCAGGAUCAGGCCGUUAAAAAUACAAGCAGACAGCAGCAUCAGAGACUAUCCAGGACCUCCAAGAGGGAGUCGCGGCCAGAAGUGAUCAGAGCUGAGCCUACAGACACCUCAAGGACCCAAGUUCGAGACCAAGCAGGUUUAGGUACUGGAAUUGUGAGCUUGGACAUCAGGGCAGAGGAACGGCCUUCUGCCCUCUUGACCUCUGACAUGGACCCUGUUCCCUGUAUGACCCCUGAGCAGCGAGAGGCCAAACUCAGACGUGUGGAACGAAUUCGGGAGAGAGUCAUACAAAGCGCAGUCAGAGAGAGUGCCACAGCACACAAUCAGCUGCCAUGCAAGGGGGAGGGGCAGGAAGUUCACCAGGUGCCCCGUGACACAGCUAGAAAGCAAAGGGCGACAUCAGACCAUGUAUCUAAUGAUGGUUGCUGUGGGAAUAACCUCAGAAGUCCUCCAUGUUAUAGUCCUGCAGAACUUGGGCCUCCUAGUGGUACAUCUCAGGAUGAAGAUGAACAGCAUCGACAUGUAAACAAUCCUAAAAGUCAAGUGAGGUUUGGGAACAAAACACAACACAAAGAUCGUAGUGGGAGAACAGGGGUUGCCAAAACUAAAAUCAAACGUCCAGCUUCGCCGUAUCAUAUCUCAUCUAUGACUAUCUACCCGAAAAAAGGAGGCCAGGGAUUUACGACUUGCAAAGAUGGAGAGAGGCAAGAGCUCGACGCACCUGAUGCUGAUGAUGAUGAAAGUAAUUUUCCAUCAUCCGAUCUGAGAGCCAAGUGGUUUCUCUCCACGAAAAAGUGGCAAGGGUUCAUACCUCUGCAGAUCCCUGGCGUUGACACAUUGUGCAAUGAGGAGGUAUCAGACAGUGACAACCAACCAGCAUGCCCCGAUGAUGGGACUGAAUCCAAUGAAAUGUCAGCCACAGUCAGUCAAAGCUUGGAGAAAAUGAAAGAAAAUCAUUCUCUUUUCUAUAAGAUUGCAUGUGACAUCAGCAUCUCCGACUCAGACAUAACAAGGAAUGAUGGGAAUUCAAUUGCCCAAACGACAUCCAAGCCAGAGGAGGAAGAAGAACUGGUAAUCGCUGAAUCUGUGGCAGAUGAAGUGACCCAUAAUGUUGGGACAACAUCUGUCCAAGAGAGCAAGAACUCCAACCUAAGUUUGCCAUCAGAUGUUAAUGAAAAUGGUCUUUCCACUAAUAACAAAGUCCAAGAUUCAACACCAGAAACAGAGGACAAAGCAGUGUUAAAUACCUCAACCACUCCAGCAAAAGAGGCAUGUAUUCAUGAAGAGAUCCCUGAAAAAGAAUGUGAGGACACCUCAAGGCAAGAGCACCAGUUGAAAGUCAAAGAAACGGACCAUGGAGCUUCUGUUCAGGACAAUGAUUCUGAUCAGGCCCCAGAUGAAAGUGCCAAGACAAGAGAAGAGAACAGUGGGACGAAAGAGUCAGACAAAAGGAAGGUGGAGCGAGAGAGAUCUGAAGAGCCGCAGAAAUCUAGUAGUUUAUGUGAGGAGAACAAAGACACAGUCCAGGAACGAGGCAACAACAACUCCGUCACUUCAUCUAGCUCUCUGGAUGAUGGCAGACGUUUGAUUCGAAAUGCUUCUUUUGGAAAGGCGCGGGUAACAGUAUUAAGGACAAGUUUGUAGAGGCAAGAACAAGGAAGGCUUAAGGAGCUUAAAUGGACGGACUUGUGAAGGACAAGAACAUAGUUAAGUGAUUUAUGGUAAAGAAAAAAUGUCUGAGCAGAAGGACUUAAAGUGACUGAAGAAAUUUGGACCUAACUUUGAGUUGCAAAUGAUUAAAUGGGAACAUACAAUAGCAGAAAUAGACAUAAUCGUUGAAAAACUUGAACAUCUCCAUUACUCAUAAUAUACCAUUUGAUAAAAGAAAAAGUCUUAAGAGUAUUUUAUCAAAACAGAGACUAUGUAUGCACAUAGUGUUGCUCUUGCAGGUGACCUUAUAUAAAGUUGCAGUCAAAUACAUGCCCAUUCAUUCAUUGAGGUUAACACUUUCAUUCCUCUCACUAUACGUAUCUAACAUAAAGCUAAAUGGAUGGCUGCUUAUUGGUGGCAACAUAACCCUGUUAUUGUCAUGUAACAAAAUGUGUUUGUGUUUUGUAUCUCAAAUAUCCUGAUUAAUAAACAUGUUGUGCACUACAUUGAGACCCCAGCUCCUGAUUUAUAUGCACUAGAAAACACAUUUAUGUAUCUCUCU
Molecule: messenger RNA, 4862 nt
Organism: Thunnus maccoyii (southern bluefin tuna)
Lineage: Eukaryota; Metazoa; Chordata; Actinopteri; Scombriformes; Scombridae
Gene: plekha4
Product: pleckstrin homology domain-containing family A member 7
Exons: 24
Coding region: 206-4294 (1362 amino acids)
Source: RefSeq, a predicted model, not a curated record